AUGUCAAACAAUACUGUCGGCUCGUCAGGGCAUGCUCCCGGCAAAAUACGUGGACCUGGAAGACCCCCUAAACGGACAUGCACUUGGUGCGCUGAGAGUAAAACGCCUUUGAAGUAUGUUUUGCCUACAGAAAAUGGGAAAAAAGAAUUUUGUUCAGAAACGUGUUUGUCAGAAUUCCGACAAGCAUAUAGCAAAGGCGCUUGUCUUCACUGUGACAAUGUUAUACGCGGCAACGCUCCAUCCAGUAGCAAAAAUUUUUGUUCGACGUAUUGUUUAAAUAAAUAUCAAAAGAAAAAUGAGAAGAGAACAACUUCGCCUCAAUCAGGGAAUGGAGCGAACGGUACCGAGCCUCAUCAGAAUAAUAAUUCAACAGGAUCUUUCUAUGACAUAUACCAGUCGUUUGAUUGGAAUGAAUAUAUGAAGGAAACUAAUAGUGUUGCUGCACCCCAAGAGUGUUUUAAGCAAGCUCCAAAUCCUCCUGUGAACGACUUUAAAGUAAAUAUGAAACUCGAAGCUUUGGACCCUCGUAAUUUGACAUCUACUUGCAUUGCUACAGUUGUUGGUGUAUUGGGUCCGAGAUUGAGGCUUAGACUCGAUGGCAGUGAUAAUAAAAAUGAUUUUUGGAGGCUUGUUGAUGCUGGUGAUAUUCAUCCUAUAGGUUAUUGUGAGAAAAAUGAUGGUAUGUUGCAACCACCUCUUGGUUUUCGUAUGAAUGCCAGCAGUUGGCCCAUGUUCCUGCUGAAAACAUUAAACGGGGCAGAGAUGGCUCCAUCAAAGGUUUUUCAACCUGAACCACCUACUCCUAAAUCAAAUUUGUUUGUUGUUGGUCAAAAACUAGAAGCUGUUGAUAAAAAAAAUCCACAACUUAUAUGUUGUGCAACUGUUGGUGCCGUGAAAAAUGAUCAGAUACAUGUAACUUUCGAUGGCUGGAGGGGGGCUUUUGAUUAUUGGUGUAAAUAUGACUCUCGGGACAUAUUCCCAGUUGGUUGGUGUGCAAGAGCAGGUCACUUAUUGCAGCCACCUGGUCAAAAAAGUGCUACAGCACCUUCUAGAUUUAAAUUGCGUCCCAGUGGUAUCCCUAACCCAGCUUUACCAGAAGGGGGAUCGACUGGUACAGGCAAUGCAAAUGGAGCUAAUACUGUAACUCCAUUAGCAAAUGUUGUUUUACGAAUCCAUAAUAGUUGUUCUGGAGGGAAUGCUGCCUUACCAUCCUCCAUCACCGGUGUCGGUGCUUCAGGUGUAGCUGAAAACCUAGUUAAAGAGUUACUUGUUACAUAUACAGAUCCUCAAAAACUCACUAGAGCAAUACUUACUGCCUCUAAUAGCUAUUCAAAUAAUACUAAUGUACAGGUAUCAGUUGGCAAUAAGAAUUACCCAGUUAAAGUGCCUCAGGAUUUAUCAACAGAAGAUUUAAAGAACUGGUUAAAAUUAGUGUGUAAUGGUAUUGGGUGCUGUGUGGGAAUGAUAGAAAUAGAUACAGGUGAAGCUGCAGGACGGCCUUGUACACUGUGUGGUGAAUCUACCUCAAAUACUGUCACAUCUGCAGUUAAACGACCUAAAAGUGAGUCACCAACUCCAUGCACUAAUGGUGAUUCCGGCUGUAAGCUGGCUCGUGUGUCUCCCGAGCGUCCUGAGCCCGCGUCAUCAACGACGUGCGCCCCCCCUCCCCCCGCCCCGGCCGCCGCUCCCGCCGACUGGUCAGUGGAGGAUGUCAUCGGGUUCAUUGCUGCAGCCGACCAAGCACUUGCCGCUCAUGCUGAUCUAUUCAGGAAGCAUGAAAUAGAUGGCAAGGCACUCUUAUUAUUGAACUCUGACAUGAUGAUGAAAUACAUGGGUCUGAAACUUGGUCCUGCCUUAAAAAUAUGCAAUUUGGUAUCUAAAAUAAAGAAUCGUCGACAUUAUAGCACCUAG
Messenger RNA from Danaus chrysippus (African queen), 1911 nucleotides. Lineage: Eukaryota; Metazoa; Arthropoda; Insecta; Lepidoptera; Nymphalidae. The record is from the annotation of a GenBank genome assembly.